Messenger RNA from Camelina sativa (false flax), 2982 nucleotides. Lineage: Eukaryota; Viridiplantae; Streptophyta; Magnoliopsida; Brassicales; Brassicaceae. The record is from RefSeq and is a predicted model, not a curated record.
AUGCUAUGUGGAGUCUUUAUCCCAGAAACUAGGGAAAGCUUUGCUAUGGCUUUUGUUUAUGGUUAUAACACUCUGGCUCAGAGGAGAGAUCUUUGGGCUGAUUUGAAGAGUAUUGCUCAGAGUUCCCCAGCAAGAGGGUCACCUUUGUUGGUUGUCGGGGACUUCAAUCAAAUCCUGACAGCAAACGAGCAUUUUUCUGUGUUGUCGCACCCUUUGCCUCUUUCGGGUAUGUCAGACUUCUCAAGUUGUUUAGAGGAAACUGAUCUUGCUGAUCUGCCAAGUCGAGGAGCUUUCUACACUUGGAAGAAUAACCAACCAGAGGAUCCGGUUUUGAGAAAGUUGGAUAGAGCAAUGGCAAAUGACAGCUGGAGAGUGAACUUUCCUGAAACCUUAGUAGUUUUUGAUCCUCCUGGCGACUCUGAUCAUUCCCCGGCACUGAUUUGCACUUCAUCACACAUCGCAGGGAGUAAGAAGUCUUUCAAGUAUUUCUCCUUUCUGUCCUCUCAUCCUAGGUUCAAAAAGGUGGUUGAUGAAGCCUGGAACUCGGAGAUCCUGCAGAAGUCAAGAGUGAGAUGGCUAGCAGAGGGGGAUGCAAACACAGCUUUCUUUUUUAACUCAGUUGUCGCGAAUCAAGAGGUUACUCCAUUGUUGGUGGAAGGUGUAAGGAGUCUGGUUCCUUUCAGAUGCACGUCGGGACUGGCGAGCCAACUUCUUGAGUUUCCUUCUGCAGGGGAUAUCAGGAGAACUAUUGCCUCUUUGCCUAAAUCAAAGGCACCAGGGCCAGACUGUUUCCCGGUAGAAUUUUACAGGGAGGCUUGGGACAUAGUAGGUCAGGAAACAGUGGUUGCAGUUCAGGAGUUUUUCACUUCUGGUCAUUUGCCAGGGAAUUUCAAUGCAACAGCCAUUACUCUCAUACCAAAAACUCCAGGAGCAGAUACGAUUCCACAAUUCCGUCCCAUUUCCUGUUGUACGACUGUUUAUAAGAUUAUAGCUAGGCUGUUGAAGCAAAAGCUCAAGCUUUUUAUCUCAUAUGCAGUCCAAGGAAAUCAGGUGGGGUUUAUACAAGGCAGACACCUGUGUGAGAAUGUCCUACUCGCUACAGAACUAGUCAGUGAUUUCCACGCCAGCGAAACUAGAACUCGAGGUUGUCUUCAGGUGGACUUGGCCAAAGCCUAUGAUAAUUUGAACUGGCAGUUCCUUGUAAAUGUUCUGAUAGCAAUUGACCUCCCUCCUACAUUUAUUGAUUGGCUCCAACAGUGCUUCACCAGCCCUUCUUUCAGUCUCGCGAUUAAUGGAGAACUCGUUGGUUUCUUCCCAGGUAAGAAGGGGUUGCGACAGGGUGAUCCAUUAUCAUCUCUUCUGUUUGUUCUGGCUCUGGAUGUUUUAUCAAAGAAACUCGAUAAAAUUGCUAUGAAUCAGUCUUUCGGUCCUCAUCCGCUUUGUUUGGCUCCUUUGAUUACUCAUUUGAGUUUUACGAAUCAUAUGCUCAUAUUCUUUGAUGGUCAAGAAGCUUCCCUGGAAGGAAUUUUGGCGAUUCUAGAGGACUUUAAACAGGAGUCUGGGCUAGGGAUUAACAGAGACAAGACGGCUCUUUUUCUAGAUGGAGAAAAUCUUGAGGAGAACAAAUUGAUUGCUGAUAGAGCAGGGUUAGUUCAAGGCUCUUUCCCGGUUCGUUACUUGGGAGUCCCCUUAUCCUCGAAGAAGAUGACUAGACAAGAUUUUCAACCUCUACUGGAUAGGAUUCGAGCCAAGUUUAACUCUUGGACAGUGAGGAAACUAUCUUUUGCGGGUAGGAUUCAGCUGAUUCAAUCGGUUGUGUACUCCACCAUCACCUUUUGGGCCUCUAUCUUCGUUCUCCCAAAUGGACUACUGGAGGAAAUUGAAUCUAUGUGCAGUGCUUUUCUUUGGAAGGGAUCACCGGAUUCAGCUCUUGGUGCAAAGGUCUCUUGGGACUCAGUCUGUACUCCAAAAGAAAAUGGAGGUUUGGGGUUGAAGAGGUUGGUCAAUUGGAACAAAGUCUUGGCUCUCAAAUUGAUUUGGGGAGUCAGUUUUUGGGAAGUCAAUGCUACUUCGGCAGGUAGCUGGAUUUGGCGGAGUCUCUGCAAGCUGCGGCCUUUAGCAAGACCCUUUGUGGUGUGUGAAGUUGGCUCUGGAAUAACAUGCAAUUUCUGGACAGAUAAUUGGACUUCCCUCGGUCCUUUGCUGGAUAUCACGGGAGAGGCAGGCCCAAGAGUCUCUGGUCUUCCUCUUCAUGUGGUUGUAGCAGAUGCGGUGGUUAAUGGUCAAUGGUGGAUAUCCACCAGUAGGAGUCGUAGCCCAAUCAUUCAGUUACUGAAGUCUUGCCUCCCACCUAUCCCCUCUUCGGUUGUUACUCAAGGGGAGGAUGAAGAUGAUCAGUUCUUGUGGAAAAUUGGAGAUGCUCAGGCGUCUGACUCGUUCUCAACAGCUGCAACCUGGAAAUAUCUUUAUCCUCCAGGGCCUAUAGUGGAUUGGUUUGACUCGGUUUGGAUCAAGGGGAGGAUCCCCAAACAUUCCUUCAUUGCUUGGCUAAUCUCACGACACAGACUCCAUACGCGGGAUCGGUUGGUGCGUUGGGGUCUGUUGGUUCCCUCUGUUUGUCUUCUUUGUAAUACUCAUGACGAGACUCGACAACACUUAUUUUUUGAUUGCCCUUACGCUGAUGAGAUAUGGCGACAUUUCACUGAUAAAGCUCAAGUAGUUUCUCCACUGGAAUUUGAGACUCGAGCGAGAUGGUUAAGACAACCUUCAAGGAACAAAAAUGUGGCUACUAUUCUUAGAUUGGCUUACCAAGCCUCCAUGUAUGCUAUCUGGAGGGAGAGAAAUUCCCGACUCCACCUUGCCACUUCUAGACCCGCUUCUGCAGUUCUGUUGGAAAUAAAAACCAUUCUCCAACUUCACCUCGGUGUUACUCGUUAUUGGAGGCACUGGGUUGUAUUUGCCAAGUUUUUGGUCUUCAAAUGA